This is a messenger RNA of Thelazia callipaeda (thelaziosis nematode), 2064 nucleotides long. The record is from the annotation of a GenBank genome assembly. NCBI's taxonomy places the organism in Eukaryota, Metazoa, Nematoda, Chromadorea, Rhabditida, Thelaziidae.
AUGUCAAGGACUACUGCUACUACUGCAUCCGUUCCUUCUUCCAGUCUACCUGAAGUCGCAUUAUUUGAUCACGUGACAUUGCAAACUGCUUAUAUAGCAGCAGCAGCUGCUGCAACACAGUUGGAAAAUCAUUUACAACAACAAAAUGCUCACUUUCCCAUUGAUUUGAAUUGUACGGAGAAUAUUACCAAUACUACAUGUACUGAUUCAACUGUAACUAUUGCAACUACAAGUGAAAUAUCACCAGUAGUAACAACUUCCACAACGCCUACUACUUGUUUUCCAUCAUUUAUUGAUAAACAACGCUUGUACUCAUUAUUGUCACCACAACUGCAGUCAUACUUGCAGCAACAACAACGUACUCUUUUACCAUCAUCACAACAGCAGCAAUCGAAUAAUGGUGCUUCUGCUUUGGCACAUCAUCUCUCCGCAUUCUCACCUAUUAAUAUGACAGACCUAACAGGAGGUACAAAUUCUGGCAUCUGUACGCAACUCCAUUCAACGGCAGGACCAUCGCUAUCAUUACCAUCACAACUACAGUCACCAGUAGUAUCUCACCCACAAUCACAAACAACGGUCUCAUCAUCAUCUCAACAAUCAUUAGAUUUGUUAAUUAUGCAAAUGCAAAUGGCUACAGCUACUGCCACUGCUGCAGCUGCAGCCGCUGCAGCAGGAUUUUUACCUACUGCAUUUAACGUUCUGCCAUCAACUACAGCUUUAGGUUUAUUAGCACCACAUUUAAGACUAUUACAACUUACUGAUCCAAAUUUCGCAGCAUAUGCUGCAGCUGCAACCGCUGCUGCCAACAUGAGCUUGAAUACUGCAGCAGCAGAUCCGAAUAUAAGUGACACAAUGACAGGCAAACCUGGUUGCACUGCUAAUACAGCUACCAUCAUGGAGAAAUCUUUGCUACAAACUCAGAUGAAUUUAUUGGCUCAUGGUAGCAUUUCGUCGUCUGUGAUAAACGAAUGCGCAUCUACAAGUGGCACAAUGUCUGAUAAAGCGGUAUUCAAUAACGAUGCUUGUUCAUCUGCAGUAUCAUCUCAACAGCUGAAUCCCACGGCAUUACAAAUUUUCGCACUUAAUAAUAGUACUUGUGGCAUUAAUAGUAGUAGUACUAGUAGUAGUAGUAGUACCAUUAGUAAACAUCAACAGCAUAGCCAAUUGAAAAGACCUUACGAUGAAAUGUCAAUUUUGCGAUCGUUGUGUAAUGAGAAUUACACAGCUGAACAACAAGAAGUAGGAACUUUAUGCAGAAAACGAAGCAGAAUCAAUGGAUCAGAGGAAAGCGAAGAGCGAAAUCGACAGAAGUCUACUAAAGCACAUAACUCAUCGACAAAAAAUCAACACCAGCUAAUCAAGCAGCCUGAAACGCAAGCUGAUGCUAAACCUUCAUUGCUGCAAGUAGCCGGAAGUUCGAAAAGUCUCCAUAAAAUUCCAGAGAAAGUUGAUGCAUCUGACUGCCUUGAUGAAAACUCACCCGACCGGCAUCAUCCUUUCAAUCAUCGUCCACCAGCAAUGGAAGCUCGAUUUCUGGAAUGUAUGGCAGCUAUAGCUCUUCAUUCGAACUUUUCACUACCAAUUAAAAGUGAAAUUAAAACUCCAGCUGAUAAUACGGAUGAAUGUGAACCAAGUUCAAACAUGAAUGGUUCAAACACAUGCAAGCAAAAUGUAGAGAAGCUGGAAAUUGAAACUUCCAGCAGCAUAGUAGACGUAAAAUGCAGUUCAUCAUUAUCAUCACCUACUCAAUUACCAUCAAAUGAUAGUAAUUCAGCUAAUAUUAACAAUACUACUUUAAGUAGUGAAAAAAAAAAGUGUUGGCCAAAUUCAGCAAUUGAUGAAGAAUUGUGCCAAAAGAUGGAAAAUUACAAAAAUACAGAUGUACCAGUGAUUCAUGCUUUUGUUUUGCCAACAAAAAACUUUUCUGAUCCCGGAGGAUCAGCUAUUACAAACGAAAAAUGCUCUCAGGACUCAAGAUGUACUGAUUUACUAAAUUCAGUUCCUAUACCGGUUCCCGUCUUGAACAUACUUCUAGAUCGUAUUCUCUUAACUAUGCUUGACUGA